GAGAGGGGGUUUUGGGGAGGGGAGUGAGUCUGUUGUGACUGAGAGAGAGAGGGGGUGGGGUGUGGAAGGUAACAGAGAGAAGGAUGGGCCUCCUAUACAGAGCUGCAGUGGCACUGCCAGUCCUGGAUUAAACAGUAUGCUGGAUAAGAGUGAGGUGUCCACGCUGGGCCUGCCGCCCUCCACCAGCCACGGGGGUUCGGAUGGCAACAUCAGCGUGGACGCGGCGGCCGCGGUUGCGGGCUUGGAGGCCGCUGAGAUGCAGCGGACGCGCGCCGCCCUGGAGCACCUGCAGCAGAAGAUCCUCAAGAUCACCGAGCAGAUCCGGGUGGAGCAGGAGGCGCGCGACGAGAACGUGGCCGAGUACCUGAAGCUGGCGCACAACGCCGAUAAGCAGCAAGGGGCACGCAUCAAGCAGGUGUUUGAGAAGAAGAACCAGAAGUCGGCGCAGACCAUUGCACACUUGCACAAGAAAUUGGAGCACUACCACAAGAAACUUAAGGAGAUUGAACAGAACGGUCCAGGGCGUCAGCCCAAGGAUGUCCUGCGGGAUAUGCAGCAGGGCCUGAAGGACGUGGGCGCCAACAUGCGCGCGGGCAUCAGCGGCUUCGGCGGCGGCAUGGUGGAGGGUAUGAAGGGCGGCGUGUCGGCGUUCACGCACACGGCCGUGGUCUCCAAGCCGCGCGAGUUCGCCAGCCUUAUCCGCAACAAGUUCGGCAGCGCCGACAACAUCGCCCAGCUCAAAGACCCGCUGGAAGAUGGCCACGGGCAGGAGACGCCACGGGCGCUCAGUGGCAGCGCCACGCUCGUCUCCAGCCCCAAGUACGGCAGCGACGACGAGUGCUCCAGCGCCACCUCCGGCUCAGGUGCCGGCAGCAACUCUGGGGGGGGUGGAGGUGGGGGUUGUGGUGGUGGAGGUGGAGGUGGGGCGGCCAUUUUGGGCAGCCCCCGUCUGGACGGACACCACCACCACCACCACCAUGUGCACAGCUCGUGGGAUGCCCUGCUGGAGGGGCUCCAGGAGAUCAAGUCCAGCCAGGCCCACAUGGAGGAUGCCAUAGAGGACAUGAAGGGACAGCUGCAGAGCGACUACUCUUACAUGACCCAGUGCCUGCAGGAGGAGAGAUACAGGUAUGAGCGGCUCGAGGAGCAGCUGAACGAUCUGACUGAACUCCAUCAGAACGAAAUGACCAACCUGAAACAAGAACUGGUCAGCAUGGAGGAGAAGGUGGCCUACCAGUCCUACGAGAGAGCCAGAGACAUCCAGGAGGCUGUGGAGUCCUGUCUGACCCGCAUCACCAAACUGGAGCUGCAGCAGCAGCAGCAGCAGGUGGUGCAGCUGGAGGGGGUGGAGAACGCCAAUGCGCGCGCCCUCCUGGGCAAGCUUAUCAACGUCAUCCUGGCCCUGAUGGCCGUGCUGCUGGUCUUCGUCUCCACCAUGGCCAACUUCAUCACGCCGCUCAUGAAGACCCGCACCCGCGUCGCCUCCACUGUGUUCCUCGCCCUCUUCCUCUUCACCCUCUGGAAGCACUGGGACUUCCUCGAGCUCUGGUUGCUCCCCAGCUGAGCUUGCCCCCCCCUACACCCCUCUUCUUCCUCCUCUUUUUCUCCACCUCACCUCUUUAUUUCACUCACUCCUUCCUUCCUUCCUUCCCUCUCUCUUUUUGGUCCUCUGAUUCCAUCACCCAGCACUCCCUCUCCUCCCCAUUAACUGGCUCGGAGGGAGAAACGGAUCUGAUGAUGAAGCACAGACCUACUUGAGACACGACUAAAUCUGCUGCAUGACUACCAUCAGGAGAUAGAAGUUGUGUGCUUUUUUUUCUAAUGAACGAUUUGCACUUUUCCCGGCACGAGGUCGCCGUUUUUAUCGAGCGGCACGUCAUCCUGUUCACAAAAAAAAAAAAGCUGUGACAAUUGGGGGGAUUUGAUGCUGAAAUCCACGAGCUUCGCGAGCUGGGUGGCUGUGAGCUCGCUGUGAACUGCCCGACUUGCAUGCGAAGGCUGACUAAUGAGAACUAAUGGCCAACGAUGACUGAGGCGUGACUGAUAAGGCUGGAAGAAAGAAUGGCAGCCCUUCUGAAGACAUCUGAGAAAGACAAAGACAGAGGAGAUGGGGGGUGAUGGACACAGCUCUGGUUUGGUUAUCCUACCGCCCCUUCCAUCAUCUUUGUAUAGACUUUACGACUGGCAGUGAUUGAACAUCAUGGGCCCCAAUGUGAAUUUUAUAGCCUUUUAAAUUAGAUUUUUUUCUUUUCUUCAUCCAUUGUUGUGUGUCUUUAGUCUCUGCUCUAAACCAAGUGGGAUUUAUUUUUCUUUUCUUAUUUUGUUUGAGGUAACCCUUACAGGGUGAAAGAUAAUCAGAAGAUGCAUUGAGGAUGUGGCAAUGGCCUUGUGUGAUAUUAAGCUAUCAGCUUAUGUGCUGAAUAUCUGAGAAUGUGCUUAUGCAUGCCUGCACUCUGGCAUUCAUGUAUUUUGCAAGGAGACAUGACCAUAGCUUGCUAUGACAGGAGGGGUAAAAACAUUCCAAAGUUGUCAGACAUGCUUGGGGCUCAUUGAAAUUACAUUUAGUUCUCCUGGUGAAUUUAUAUGAAUGAAAUUCUAUUGUCUUUGAAUGUUUUCAUAUCAUGCUUUUUGUGUCUUUUUGGCCUUUUAGCAUAUUGUUCAAGUAUUUUGAUUUCGCUUGAAAAGGAUGAAAAAAGGGUGUGCUUUUUUUUAUUUAUGACAUAUGAUGAAAUAUUGACAGACCUGAGAAAGAACAGCUGAGAUUUAUCUCUACAGCAAUUAACCAUAAUUCCAUAACGCAGCCAGACCAUCAAACCGUCUUUAUAACCACAGUGGUAGUGCAUCAUAGAAUCUAUAUGAUAUCAGAUUCACUGGCAUGUUUCAUCAUUACUCCUUUCUAUCCAGUUUGCUACCAUAGAUCCAUCACAGCUCUCUUGGAUUCUUAAUAAAAGAUUUGACAUAGGA
Messenger RNA from Alosa sapidissima (American shad), 2964 nucleotides. It is a transcript of the gene tmcc2, whose product is annotated as transmembrane and coiled-coil domain family 2. The coding region runs from base 137 to 1564 and encodes 475 amino acids. The transcript is spliced from 6 exons. Gene Ontology annotation, cellular component: endomembrane system. NCBI's taxonomy places the organism in Eukaryota, Metazoa, Chordata, Actinopteri, Clupeiformes, Clupeidae. The record is from RefSeq and is a predicted model, not a curated record. Gene Ontology annotation, biological process: amyloid precursor protein metabolic process.